Cimex lectularius (bed bug) is the source of this 808-nucleotide messenger RNA. RefSeq lists its product as uncharacterized. Lineage: Eukaryota; Metazoa; Arthropoda; Insecta; Hemiptera; Cimicidae. The transcript has 2 exons. The coding region runs from base 71 to 766 and encodes 231 amino acids. The record is from RefSeq and is a predicted model, not a curated record.
AAAAACAAUCGCGUUUCAUAUAAAAGAGGCAUGACACGUUGUUACGGUCCAGUUUGAAUCGGCUGAAGCAAUGAAUAUGUUUACGAAAUUUUUCGUUUGCGUCGUAGUUGCCCUUGCUGCAGCCCAGUGUGAGGCCGCUAGCGUUCAGGACGUGAAAGCGAACGCGUUUCUCGUUAAAUUCAACAAAUGGGUUAAGGGCAAAGAGCUCCAAUUGAAGAACAGUGUUAAACAUGCGGCCGAAGAACUCAAGGAACUCGAACAAUCUUUAGUGAAAAACGCACAUGAGAAUUUGCUUGAAUCUGUCACCAAAGUUGAACAAGACUUGGCUACCUGGGAGUCCCACAUUCCGAAGAAUUGCUACGGCUCCGCUUUCGCCAAACUCCAGGGCAUGAAGAAAACAAGCGCUGCUGAUUUUUUCCACUGUACCAACCUUACCAAGGCGGUAGCAGAUGUUGGAACCAUCCUUUCCAAAGUCGCCGAUAUGACUGUCACAGUCCUUGAACUUUGCGAAGAAGUCUUGUCCGGCGUGGAGGAAUGCAAGCCUUAUGUGUCUACAAAGGGUAUGAAGUGCAUCCAGGGUUAUGUUCUUAAGGUCAUAAAAGACUUCAAGACAGAUCUUCCCCUGUUGAAAGAUUAUUUCACUGAAGUCGUAACUGCCGGCAAGGACCUGAAGGCACAAGUCGAAUCGUGUCUUCACCCGUCCAAAGCUAAACUUAAUGAAGAACUCACCACCCUUCUCACUUCUCUUCACAGUUGCUCCGUGUAAUUUACACGAAACAAAUACAAAUUAAUAGACUAUCGAAUUUUA